Messenger RNA from Medicago truncatula (barrel medic), 8695 nucleotides. RefSeq names its product kinesin-like protein KIN-12D. The record is from RefSeq and is a predicted model, not a curated record. Gene Ontology annotation, molecular function: microtubule motor activity; microtubule binding; ATP binding. Gene Ontology annotation, biological process: microtubule-based movement. The transcript is spliced from 38 exons. The coding region runs from base 195 to 8486 and encodes 2763 amino acids. Lineage: Eukaryota; Viridiplantae; Streptophyta; Magnoliopsida; Fabales; Fabaceae.
ACCAAUUUCACCUCCCAUUUUCAAUUCAAAAUCAGAAAACCCAACCAAACCCUCACACUGAAGAGUUUUCCCGUUCGUGUUCGUGCUCGUAACUUCAAACUUCGAUCUAUGUUGAACUUUCAGUUCAAUUUCAAAAAAUCAUAACUACUCAAAUUACUCGAUUCAGUGCUUUGUUCUUCACUUCCACUUUCAGAAUGCUGAGGGAAUCAAAGUUACCACGCCGGAAUCUUAACAAAAGUGAAGAAAUCGAAAAUCUAGAUCCGUCGGAAACUUCGUCGGCGUCGGUGACAAAUCCGAGAUGCAUAGAAGCUCCUAGACCUCCUUUAAAUACAAUUCAAGAUAUAGAACGAACUCCGUCGAAAGCAACGAAGAGAAAAGGAGGACCGGAGCUUCGAACACCGGAAAGAAGCUUAAAUUUGAAGCCUCGAUUUGCAUGGCCUCAGAGAAACGACACGGUUUCGACAACAUUUGAUGAUAGGAGAGGAUCUGGAGUUGGUAAUGCUACUCCUAGGGUGAAUAGAACGGUGGUGAGAGCUUGUUCGGAGAGUAAUUCGACGCAGAGUACUCCGACUAAGAGUGUGACUAAGCCUCCUGUUAGCUCGAUGAGUGUUCGAGGUAAAGGUGAUGGAAGCAGUUUCAGUGUUCGUUUGGGGAACUAUGGGGGAUUGUAUAAAGGUGUUUCGAGUACUUCUUGUACGCCCGUGGUUGUGAAUUCUGUAGAAGUUCCUCACUUCGAUCUUAAGGAAGAUUCAUCAUUUUGGAUCAACCACAAUGUACAGGUUAUUAUCCGCGUUCGUCCUCUCAAUAGCAUGGAGAGGAGUAUACAUAGCUAUAACAGAUGCCUAAAACAAGAUAGUUCUCAAAGCAUUAGUUGGAUUGGGCAACCGGAAAACCGGUUCACGUUUGACCAUGUUGCAUGUGAAACUGUAGACCAGGAGAUGAUUUUCAGAAUGGCUGGUCUUCCGAUGGUAGAGAACUGUCUUUCAGGAUAUAAUAGCUGUAUGUUUGCAUACGGACAGACAGGUAGUGGGAAAACAUAUACAAUGCUUGGUGAAAUUGAAGAUUUAGACGUGAAGCCCAGUCCUCAUCGUGGAAUGACUCCUCGUAUAUUUGAGUUUUUGUUUGCCAGGAUUCAAGCUGAAGAGGAAAGCAGAAGAGACGAGAACUUAAAAUACAACUGCAAGUGUUCCUUCUUGGAGAUUUACAAUGAGCAAAUUACAGAUCUACUUGAUCCCUCGUCUACCAAUUUGCUUCUGCGGGAGGAUGUCAAGAAGGGUGUUUAUGUUGAAAAUCUUUCUGAGUUUGAGGCUCAAAGUGUGAGCGACAUUAUAAGGCUUCUAAUUCAGGGUUCGGCAAAUAGAAAAGUUGCAGCUACAAACAUGAAUAGAGAAAGCAGUAGGUCCCACUGUGUUUUUACUUGUGUAAUUGAGAGCACCUGGGAAAAGGAUUCUACUACUAAUUAUCGUUUUGCAAGGUUAAACCUUGUUGAUCUAGCUGGUUCAGAAAGACAGAAAACUUCUGGUGCCGAGGGCGAGCGUUUAAAGGAAGCGGCUAACAUCAAUAAAUCAUUAUCUACCUUGGGUCAUGUUAUUAUGAUUCUAGUGGAUGUUGCAAAUGGGAAGCAGAGGCAUAUUCCUUACAGAGACUCUAGGCUAACGUUUCUUCUCCAGGAUUCUCUCGGUGGAAACUCGAAAACAAUGAUUAUUGCCAAUGUCAGCCCUUCCAUAAGCUGCGCUGCUGAAACACUGAAUACCCUUAAAUUUGCUCAGAGGGCAAAACUGAUACAAAAUAAUGCUGUGGUGAAUGAAGAUUCUAGUGGGGAUGUAAUUGCAUUAAAACAUCAAAUUCGGCUUUUAAAGGAGGAGAUUUCUACCCUCAAACGGUGCCAGAGUGUAUCCAGGUCAUUGUCUUUCAAAGCUAUAACACAAUCAGUAGAUCAGUGUUGUUUUGAAAAUGAACCUGACAUGGAUGAACAACAUGAUGAAGACAUGAUUAAUCAUGAAUCCAUGGGAACCAGAAUGUCCCACAAACAGUUAGAAUCACUGAACAUAACUCUUGCUGGUGGUUUAAGAAGGGAGCAGAUCGCUGAAACUUCUAUUAGGCAACUAGAAGCAGAAAUUGAACUAUUAAACUGUUUGGUUCGUCAAAGAGAGGAGGAAACUAUGAGUUGCAAAAUGAUGCUUAGGUUUCGUGAAGAUAAAAUUCGUCGAUUGGAAUCUCGAGUUGUUGGAUCCAUUACUGCAGAUCAAUUUUUGCAGGAAGAUAAUAAAGCACUUUCUGAUGAGAUUCAGUUACUUCAGGGCAAAAUCGAUCAAAAUCCUGAAGUUACACGAUUUGCUAAGGAGAAUAUCAGGCUUCAAGAACAACUUAGAAGAUAUGAAGAGUUCUAUGGAGAAGGGGAGAGAGAGAUUUUGUUAAGCGAAGUAUCUUCUUUAAGGGAGCAGUUGCUUCAGUUUCUUGAAAGAAACUCCGUACAGGGUGAUUUAAAUUAUGGCACUCAACCUCAGAAAACUCGGUGUUGCAACCAACAAAAUGAAUCCGUUGAUCUAGAGCUAAGAAGCGCUCUUGAUAAGUUGGAGGAGUGCAGGCACAGCUUAAAUUCUUGCUUAGAGGAGAAUGCUAGACUCAAUAGGGAAUUAGACUCUUUUCACUCAAUGUUCAACAACACAACUGCCACAAAGAUUUCUAUAAAAGGACCUUUGUCUGAAGCUCAAUCACUACCACCUAAGACGGCAGUGAAGCAUGAACCUCAAUUGUUAAAACAUACAGAUGAUAUCUUGGAUUUGCACCUUGAGUUAGAUGUAAUAAAGAUCAUUUUGAAGGAGGAGAGGACUUCCCGUGGUAUAUUGGAGGAACAGGCAACAUCCUUAAAUCAUGAAAUUCUAAUGGAAAAAGACAUGCUUUUGCUGGCAAACAAACAAUUAGAAGACGCAAGUAAUGAACUGAAAGUUGCAAAAACUGUAAUUGAAGCUCUUGAAUCACAACAAAUUUUAUCAAUCAAAGAGAUAGAAGAGAUGCAGAACAAGAACAACUAUUAUCUGGAACUUUUGAGGAAACAAGAGCGUGAAAUCAUGGCCUUGAAGAAUCAACUUGCACCUAAUGACUUAAGAGACAGUUUAUCUUCAAAUCAUCCAAAGAUUGAUAAUGAGUACCCUUUACAGGUCAGGUUCAGAAGGAUGCAUGAUUCUCUUGAAAAAGCUAAGCAACUGAACAUGUUUUACCAAAGUGAUCGUGCACUCCAGAUAUCUAAUGAGGAAGAGAUGGAUGAAGUCCGUCGGCAAGCUGAGGCUGAAACUGCAGAGGUGAUUGUCUGUAUGCAGGAAGAACUUGUCCAGCUACAACAUCAAGUAAAUGAUAGCCAUCAAAAGGAAAUAGAAAUGAAGGAGAGUAUGUUGCGGUUGGAAACUGAACUGAAGGGUGUGCAAGAAAAAUUGCUCACUGCUGUUGAUGAUAACCAAAGUUUAAGUGAAGAGCUUUGGCAGAGAGAUACUGAACUCAAAUCCUUGGCAGAAGAAUGUGAAUUGUUAACCUCUGAGAUCGAAGAGAUUCUUUCUGAUGGAUGUCAGGCACUAGAUGACGCCUCUGAUGUACUUGGUCAUAUAAGCAAUUCAUUUUCACAGAAAAGGAUUUGGAUUUCUGAACAAGUUGGCAUGAUGGUUAGAAAAAUCGCUGAGAAGGAAUUGUUAAUUGAAGAGCUCGGAAGAUGUUUGGAAGAUGCCAGCAAUAAAAGGGGUGAUAUGGAGUCUAUGCUGAAGUCCUUACGAAGUGCAACACUCGUGAUUACUGAAGCACACCAGAAGGAGUCGGAUGAAGCAGAGAAAGAAAUUCUCCUGUUGACAUCACACCUGAGUGAAAAAACAUCUACUGUAGAACAGAUGGAGGAGCAGUUGAUAUUGGCUGAAGAUCAAAUCCGAAAAACAUCAAAGUGUGCCACUGCGGCUUUUGUAGUUGUGAAUUGGUUGUCAGAUGUGAAUCAUGGUUAUCUUGUUGAUCUAAAGCACAAGGAUAUUCUGCUAGGUGAACUAGGAGAAAUCAGUGACAGGAAGGAUGCCCUUCUCAUUGAUCAAUCCAUUUCCCUUGCACAUGUAGAGAGGCAGAUAGCUGAGUUGCAGGAAGAAUGUGACAAAUUAUUGCAGAAACUGUCUGAGGAGAAAGAGCACUCUUAUGCUUUGGAACAAAAGCUUGAAGACAUUGAAAAGAAUGUCAUUUCAGAGACAAGGGAGCAACUAAUAACAUUACAAGACGGGGUCUCCUCAAUCAGGUCAUCCAUGGCCUCUUUUGCCGAUAAUUCCGGAUGUCUCGAUAAUAGAAAUUUGUUGGAUGUAUGCACGUCAAACUAUGAUGAUAAUGGUGAAUCAACGACAAGUUCUGAAACACAUCACCAAAUAGAUGAGAUGGCUGAGUCAACCUUUAAAUUGGCCAACAGUGGAUAUGGUAAGAAGGACUGUAAAUCACGAAAUGUUAGCAAGGAUGCACAGGAAAGAGAUGUUACCAUUACACUUUUGAGAAAGGAAAUAGAAUGUGCUCUUGAGAGCUUAAAAGAAGUUCAAGAUGAGAUAGCCAAAUUACAUGCAGAGAAAAAGGAGAUGUCAAUAUGUGAAAAGCAAAGUCGGGAAAGUAUCAAGUGCCUCACAACUCAAAUACUUGCCCUGCAAGCAGCUAUGGGACACUUUGAAGAGCAAUCCAAAGUUAAGGUUGAAGUACUCAGUUGCAAACUCAUAAACCUGGAAACAACUCUAAAAGAAGCUAUGUCCCAUUGGAAUCAAACAAAAGAGUUGCUUGAACUAGAAGUCGGGGAGGCAAAGAUCGUUCAAGUUCAAAAAGCUGAAGAGGCAUAUUGCAUUCUUGCUAAAUUUGAAGAAGCCCAAGAGACAGUGAAGGAAGCAGAUUUUAUGAUCAAUAAAUUAGUGAUAGCUAAUGAAAAACUGAAAGAAAGAGAAGUCACAUUGCUCAGUGAGAACGAUGUAUUGUUCAACAAGGUUGAGAGCUUACAGACCGUUGUUGCUUUGAAGCAUCAGGAGAUAGACGACCUUGUGGAAUCAAAUCUAAUAGAGACAAGGGAUUUAGUCAUGAAGGUGGAUGAUGUCAUUAAAGAGGUCCAGUUGAUGAUGAAGGAAAAUUUUAUGUCUUUAGCUUGUGAUAUAGAGUGCGUCAAGUCUCAUUUCUUAUGUUCCACUAAGUUGAUUCAACCAUGGCUUGAGAAGAUCUGGUCUGAGAUAAUUAGUAAAGAUUGUGUGAUGUCUGUACUACAUCUCUGUCACAUGGGCGUUCUACUGGAAACAGUAACAGGAAUGCAUGCAGAAAAUGGCUUGCUUUCACAUGGUUUGUGUGAAUCAAACUCUGUCAUAAGUGAUCUGAAGGAACGAAAUUUUAGAACGUCGCAAGAACUAGAAAUGUGCAGAAUCUUGAAAGGGAACCUGCUUGCUGACAUUCAGAAAAGUUUUGAUCACAUUACUAGGAAAGAAGCGGAAGCUGGAGAGAUGACCAUCAAGCUAAACACUUUUGUUAAAAACUUAUCAGAUUUACAGCUUCAGGAGGAGAUGCUGCUGCAUAGGUCUAACGAAAUGGGAUCCCAACUUGCUAAGUUGACGAGGGAAUUUGAUCUGAGCAGUACAGAUGCUGUGAUAUCCCUUUUAGAUCAAGAGAAACUGCUGAAACAGAAAGUAGAAGACACUGAGUCUCAAGCUGAAUUUUUUAUGGUUGAUUGGUAUGCCAAAGACUUUGAGUUACUCGUCCAUGCUUCUGAAUUCAGAAGCAUGGCAUGUAAUGUAUCUGAUAUGGAGGAGCAUUUUGUCAAGUACUCUACAAUAAUUGAACAACUGAAAAAAGAAUCAAUAUUUUUCCAGGUAGAGACUGAGUUAGCAGAGCAAGUUUUGAUGGAUAAGGAAGUUGAAGUUUCCCUUCUAAAACGAGAAAUUCAGCAGGAAAAAGUAGAAAAGGAAAACUUAUUGAUGGAAUUGAAGCAGAACAUCUUGAGGAAUACAGAGAUGGGGGAAGUAAACAAGGAAAAUGCUGUGCUUCUAAAGGAUGUUGCUUGCUCUAAUAUUGCAUUGAAGGAUGAACUUGUUGUAGUUAAGGAGUCAGAGAAAAGACUUCUGGAUAAGAUUCAAGACCUGGAAGUUGAUUAUGAUAAAGUAAUUGGUGAUAUCAUAGCAAAGGAUGUGGCGUUUGAAUUUUCUGUCAAUCAGAUGUUUUUUCUUGAAGAUCAAAUCAGAGAGUCAGAGAGCACAAACUGCAUGUUGGAAAAUUCAUGUUGCAAUCUGAAGAAUGAGUUGCACCUAAGGGAUUCAGAGAUAACUAGAAUACAAAGCUUGCUGCAACUUGAGUUAUCUAGAAAGGAAGAUGUAAUAAAAGGUUUGCUGUAUGAUCUGAGCUUACUGCAGGAAUCUGCAUCUAUCAGUAAAGACCAAAAGGACGAAAUGGAGGAAAUGAAGGCCACAAUGGAAGCAUUAGAAUCAGAGCUUACAGUUAAAUCUGGUGAGCUUGCUGCCGUAGUUGCUAACUGUCAGUUGCUUGAAGCUAAGUUAAUGGAGAAAUCAAACAGACUUACAGCUCUCGAGUUGGACCUCUCAAAAGAUCGUGAGGUUGUAAAACUGCAAGCCAGUGAAAAUCAUGAACUUAAAAAUCAUAUUGAAGAUGCCUUAGUGGCAAGAAAACUGGCAGAGGAGGAACUAAAAGAGAGAAUGAAGAUAACAAAUAGUUUAGAGGAUGAAAUUUUGGAAAUGAGCAGUGUUCUUGGACAAAUGAAUGACUCAAUUAAAAACCUGAGUGUUGAUAGGGAUGCCCUAACUAUUCAGAGGGAUCAACUUCAGGGUCAGGUGAAUUCACUCAACGAAAGAUUUGAAAAAGCUGUAGCACAAGCUGAAGCUAAUGAAGAAAUUGCACAAGAUGCUCAGAAGUUGGCAGAAGCAAGAAAAGUUUAUGCCGAAGAUAGGGAAGCAGAGAUUGAACUUCUUGAGAGAUCUGUUGAAGAGCUGGAAAGUACCGUAAAUGUACUAGAAAACAAUGUUGACUUCAUUAAAGGAGAAGCAGAACGACAGCGGCUGCAAAGAGAAGAUCUAGAAAUGGAGCUAUGUGCAUUAAAAGAUCAGAUGCAAAAUCUAAGAAAUGCCGAUGAUGAUAUAAAAAGAUUUUUGGAUGAAAAAGAGAAAUGCCUUGAAGAAGCCCAAAAUCACAUUCAGGUUCUGAAGAGUGAUAUAGCAGGAAAAGAUGCAGAGGUUGCACAGAUGAAAGUUCAUAUUUCAGAGCUAAAUUUGCAUGCGGAAGCACAGGCAAUGGAGUAUAAACAGAAAUUCAAAGCAUUGGAAGUGAUGGCCGAGCAAGUCAAACCUGAAGGCAUUUCCACCCAACCCAACAAUGCUCUGUCAAACAAGUCUGAGAAGAAUGCAACCAAGUCUCGAGGUUCUGGUUCUCCUUUCAAAUGUAUUGGGUUGGGGUUGGCACAACAGGUAAAAUAUGAAAAGGUUGAAGAGCUGUCUGCUGCAAGACUGCGCAUUGAAGAACUAGAAUCUCAGGCAGCAUGUCGACAGAAAGAGAUAUUUUCACUGAAUGCCAGAUUAGCGGCUGCUGAGAGCAUGACCCAUGAUGUAAUUCGGGACUUACUUGGAGUAAAGUUGGAUAUGACUUCUUAUGUGUCACUACUGGAUAAUCAUCAAGGGCAAAAGAUUGCAGAGAAAGCUCAAUUUCUUACUCUAGAGCCUCAAGAGAAGGAACAGGAGGUUAUGAAACUAAAGAAACAGCUCAAUGAGUUUAUUGAAGAGAGGAAAGGAUGGCUGCAAGAUAUCGAUAGAAAACAAGCCGAAUUAGUAGCUGCACAGAUUGCAUUGGAAAAACUUCGGCAGCGAGACCAGCUACUAAAAACGGAAAAUGAACUGUUGAGGAUGGAAAACGCAAGCAACAAGAGUAAAAUAAUGGAAGUGGAGGAAGAAAUGAAUAAGCUGUCGGGUCAGCAAAACCUUCAACAGCGUAUUCAUCACCAUGCUAAAAUUAAGGAGGAAAACAACACUUUAAAAAUACAGAAUGAACAACUCAGCGCAAAGUUACGCAAGGCAAAUAAAUUCAUUUCACGUGUGGAAGAAUAUAUUCCUCGCCUUCGUGCUUCUGCUGGGUCAAAAGAAUAUAUUGAUUUUGAUGAGGAGGAACGUCUGAGGAAAAUGCUGAAGGAGAUCGAGGAAGAGAAAGUACAAUUAGCACAGCAAUUACUGAGAUUGUCUAUUAAUGUUCUAAAGGCUGCUGGAAUAGCAAAACCAAUGUCAGAUGUAAAUCCUUCUAUUGCUGAGGAGGCUCUAGAGGAGCUCAAGAAUAGAAUAACUUCCCUGGAAAUGGAACAAGAAAAUUUGAAGUUUAAGAAUAAAAUUAUGAAAGAAAAGAUUCGAUUAUCUGAACUCAUGCCACAAGCUUCUCCUUUGAGCUCAAAAUCUGAAGAGAACGGAAUAACUCCACCAAGGGCAGGCAGAGCUCCAUUUCUUUCCAGUUUUGAGCGUUAGUUUUGAAAUAGUUAUUUAUUUCAUCAUGUUGUAUUUUACCCAUUCACACGCUAUAUUCUUUGAUUAACAUGUAAAUAAGUAGUACUAACAUGUAAGUAGUAUGUACAGUUUAAUUAAUGAGAAAAUGAUACCAUUACAGUCAAAAAGAAAGAAAAUGGUACUGUUAAUUUAAUGAAGACCUAUGUGAUACUCUGGGAAGGUUUACCAAA